Messenger RNA from Glossina fuscipes, 612 nucleotides. RefSeq lists its product as uncharacterized. NCBI's taxonomy places the organism in Eukaryota, Metazoa, Arthropoda, Insecta, Diptera, Glossinidae. The record is from RefSeq and is a predicted model, not a curated record. The coding region runs from base 276 to 602 and encodes 108 amino acids. The transcript is spliced from 2 exons.
UUAUAUUUGCUUCGAUGCAAAUCUUUAAUAUCCAUCAUCGCAUCCGGUUUGUGUGUCGUCUAAUGGAAAUCACUUUCAUUCUAAGUGUUUAGGGGACGUUGGUAAAUGUUUAAAUGCCGAGGAGGACUACGUUUAACGGAGAGCAUGAGUCAAAAUUUAUCUUGGAUAGUCUCAGCAAUAAAAAGACAAACGAACGACCAUUAAACAAUAUAUAUAUAUAUAUACAUUAAAUUUGACGCAUGUAUUUGUGUGCAUGCACAUAAACCGCGUGACGGAUGAUGGAAAUUUACUUUAUUAGCAUUGAUUGUACACCGCCCUCGUACGAAUUACGUGAGAAACUAUUGCGUUUAUUAUUGGAUCCGCAAUACGAUGACAAUGUCAAUGAAAUAACUACACGACGUAGCAUGUUAACAUCUGAAGCAAAGUCUAAAGUUCCAGUUAAGUAUUAUAAGCGUCGUCUAGAUUUAUUAGAUAUUUUCGAAACGACAACUAAAGCGAAGGAGUUAACUACACCAGCAAUGGAUUUUAGCAAAAGUCAACCGUUUGAUGGCGGUUUAUUGAAGGGAAUGUUAAGUUUCAUGAACAAUAUAAUGAGACGUUAAAUAUAUUACA